Orbicella faveolata is the source of this 4274-nucleotide messenger RNA. RefSeq lists its product as uncharacterized. The record is from RefSeq and is a predicted model, not a curated record. Lineage: Eukaryota; Metazoa; Cnidaria; Anthozoa; Scleractinia; Merulinidae.
AAUUCGCCCGAAACAUAUUUUUGGCUGUGAGAAGUUGUGAAUGCUAAACGUACCAUGGCUAAAAAAUCGCAAUUUUGACUCGAUAUCUCGACUCCAACCAGAAAUACUGUUUUAACUUCCAGAAGUAGUGGGGAGUGCUACGACCAACAGUUUUAAUGUAUGAGCACAACACGGUAACAAAAUUGUCGAGUUAGAGUGAAAAUUAAACGAUCUUUUCCUCUCAUGUCUUCGUUUCAGCCACGUCAGUCAAGUUCAAACACGUUCUGAGCCUUAAUUGACUUUAAUUCUGCCGUUCAGUUAUGUGCUUGAAGUAUCCUCGUCAAAACAAAAUCAGUUUCUCUUAGAAUUUCUGAUUGACAUGUACGUUUAGAACGUAAACAUACGUGUACUGCCAUUAUAUUAAACAAAAGGAAAUAUGUGUUUAUAAAUAUGUUUGGACAGUAAAAGGUUGGCCUGGCUAGCGGACACGUCUUAACAUAAUCGGCCGAUGACGAACGAAAUGGAAUAGAGAUUAACACCACAAAUUACUUUUUUAAGUUCGUUCUUCGACUAAGGUGUAUAGGGAAAACGGAUUGAAAUAGCAUAUCGAAGUUUCCUUUGCCAUUCUAUGGAAAUCAGACCGUUCACUCUUGUAUAGAUGACCUCAUUUCAGCCUGAUGUGGCAGGGGGCUCAAUGCUAUUGGUUGAGUCCUCGGACAAAACAGCGUUUGCCUGAGUGACAUUGAGAAGACCCAUCCAGGCGAGGCUAGAAGCGUGGGAAUUUACAAAGAAACGAGCUCUGACCGAACAAGAUAACAGUUUGGAACUGAAACAACUAUCUGCAGUUUUUGCUCACGAACAAACGUCAUUUAGACUAUGGAAGAACCUGGACUUGUUGCCAAGAUAUUUUGACCGACCGCACAAAACGGUUUUACUACAGAAGUUACGGUCCAUUCGCAAGUCGAUGUUUGUGGGACUGAGUUUGACAAAUUUUGCAAAGUUUCCAAUUUUUUAAAGUUUUUCGAAAGAAGAUCUGUAAUUUCCCGGACACCUAGAGACAUUGCCGAAAGGUCUAAAUGGAGUUUUGGUGGAUCGUCUUGGCUGGAUGCGGCGGAGGCCUACUCUUGGCCGCUUACGUGGCCGUGGUCGUGUAUAAAUUAUUUCGACGCAAGAAGAGGGUGCAGAUGAACCAAUAUCAGCACCCUGAACGUCUUACAGAUGACAAAGAUUGGACUACCCAUGUCCAUGCAAGAGAGGUUUCGGAGAGGAGGGCGGACGGCCUAUGCAUGGAAACUCUAUCAGGGUCAACCAAACUUGGUCGAAAAGCGUCCAUCCCGUCCGUUAACCAGUUCCUAGGGGCUUCGGAGGAGGUUCCAAAUGCCUCGCACACAAAUUCCGACGAUAAACGAAAAGGACGUAGCAAGAGUCCAGGCCCGGAACCACAAGCAUCGGCAGGUUUUAACCAAGACACUUCGCCUUAUGUAGUGCCUGCGGCUGAAAGAAGCAGCCCCGAGGUUGUUCGAAGGUCUGAAUACACCUGGGAGACUCUGCUAUGUCAACCCAGCGAUUUCAGAAUUAAACGAAGUCAAUCGUUUAACUGGGACGAUCCUGAAUACAGAAAACCCAAAUGCAAGACUCGUUCCUUGAAGCUUGCAAGUGACAAGCAAGGUCAAGUGAAAAGAACUGUUCGGAGCAAAUCUCUCAGAAGAUAUACGCAUCGUGAAUUGACCGUCUCAGGUGCUGCCGAAACAGCACCAUUCGAUAAAAUUGUCAUCUCCGUGAAAAGAGGGGACGACAACGCGAAACGAAACAAAUCGAAGAAGAGCCCUAAGACUCAAAAAACUGUCAACGAACCAGGAAACAAAGUGACUAAAGCCGAAGGCACCACUAAAAAUAAAAAGAUCAACAGAUCGGGGUCUGCACCAUCUGCGAGGGCCAAGGAAAAGCUUGCUAACACUGAAGUAGAAGGCAGCCUAAAUCGACGACAUUCCUCUCGAUGGAUUCCAGAUCCUGAUUACCAAACUGUGUCGAUGGAGGAGCUCGUUUCAGCAGCUGAGCAACAAGUCAAAGCCACCAGAAAUGAUAACGUGUGUGUAGUGGAGAUCCACAACGUGCCAAGAGAUCGAGAUCCAAAGGUUAGUACAUUAGUGGGAACUGCCACGUCUCAAGUGGUCGACACAUCAUCGAGCACCUCCAUUCAACAGUCAAGUCCAUCACAUGAAGAUCAAACGAACUGUAGCACCACAGUUGAUGUGAAAACAAUACCAAUACCCGGUGUUGCCCAAAGGGUACCAACAGUUCUGCCGAACGAUCAGAGCCCUGACAAAAACGAAGAGACAAAUGUCUCUAACAAGAAUACUCACGACAGAAGAUUAUCCGUCAAAAACCGUAUUCAAAACCUCGAGACUCAGAUUGUCGAUGUACAGUCAAAUACUCGCCACCCCCAAGGAACAGACCCAACUAAACAUUACACGAUGGUUAUAGAAGCCCCACUGACAAUCGACAUCAACAAUAAUUCCCAGACGUUGCCGAACUGGAGACAGAAACAAACUGCACGAGAGGCGAGAAACGAGCCAACCAACGAGAGCAAUCAAAUUGGUCAGCCAUCGUUGAAAGCUAAGCCAAAAGUCGGGUCGAUAGGCAAAUUAACCCUCGUCAAACAUGUGGAAACGCCCGCUCGAGGAGGAAACCCUGAAAUAACUCCUGAAAACCCCACAAGAGAGGAUCCCACAAAGAGUUUUGAAAAUGCUUCGUCGAUCCAGAUGAGGCAACUAACAGAUACAUCAUCGCCAAGAAAUGCGACUUUGCUCGUAAGGAAUUCCGACGAGCAACGGGAAAACGACACCUCACAUGUACCAGUCUGUGCAGCACCACCAGCACCGCCACCACAACCUUUCACAGUGGAUUCACAGUCUUCCCGCCAAGUCCUGGGCAAUGAAGUCAAGAUAACUAUUGUACCAAAAGACAGACAAGACGCGACCUCCGUGUUAAAUGGGGCAAACGCGCCAAUAGCAAGAGACACAGACACGAAUCUCACUUUAGAAGAAAGGAAGAAGACCUGGAAGCGGGAGCAAAUUUUGGAUCAGCUCCACAGCGCCCGCGCAAGGAAUGGAAACCAGAACUACAUAUUUGGCACAGGGUUGGCGUACCAGUCGUGCAUGCCUGAACUACAAAAUAAACUCAAUCAGCUUACGCUUGCAAAAUGAUUUAGUGCAAACUGAUUAUUACCGCCGGGGUGAAUCAAAUUAAGAUAUAAAAACUAGUGUAAUCUUUGACGAAUUAUUCGUCCUGCUGCAUAGCUUACGGUCAAGCUCCAAUUUAUUAAGAUUCUGUUGUUUAAAGUUUGGUCUUGAUUGGAUAUGGGUGUAGUAAUAGCAAGUGAGAUUUUCCGUCAUGAGUAAGAUGCUCCCAAAGAACUUUUGUAGUAUUUUCUUUGAACAUUGUUUUCUAAUAUAUGCGAAUGAACAGUCUAAAUUGUGAAUAUUGCAACCAGGAUCGAGAAGCUUCAUUGAGAUUCGCGCUUGGGAGCAGGAGUUUAAACACACACUGACUUUUAAGGUGGCUCCACAGGGUAAUCAUUUAUGUCGUUGCGCGCGCAAGUGUUAUGUUUUAAUACUGUUUUUGCAUUCGCUUUCACACCUAGUCCUCUCAAACUUAUUACACGUAAUAACCAAUGUUUAAAUAGUAUUUUGCUAUCAUCUCUGUUAAAAUUUUGGAAUUCAGUCUUGAAUUAUAAAUUCCCAAACAAAUGUGUUUUUUACUGUUUUUAAGGCUUUAUUUGUGAUUUUCAUGAAUUUCCUUCGGUGAUCACAUCAAUUCCAGCGGGAGACGAAUUUUAAACACGAAAAAAGUAGGGUUUGUGAAGGCAGUUUUUUCGAUAUUUUCAAAUUUAUGUCUUUUACCGCUGGAAAAAAUCUGGUCUUCUAGAUUUUCCCAAUCUGCCAAAUUUUACGGAAUUUCACCGAAGGAAACGCGAGAAAAUUCACUGUCAGUUUUCCUCAUGUUGACGUACUAAAAUAUCGAAAAACACCGACGUUUUCCUUUGAACGCGCGCAGAUUAUUUGAACUUCAGUCCUCAGCGCUCGUGCGAUCGUGAAACUAUAGGGAGCCACCUUAACUACAUGUAAGAAGUUGUCGUUGUUGAUAACCAUAAAUUAAGUUUUGGGCGCUGACUUUUUUGGAUGUCAGCUUUGUAAUUAUAAAUUGAUCAUUUUAAAUGCAGCUUCUUUUAGGCCUUGCCUGUUCUUACUUAGGAACUAUAAGGUUAUUUUAUUAAAGAGAAUUUCUGCCGGGUA